This is a messenger RNA of Sorex fumeus (smoky shrew), 2057 nucleotides long. RefSeq names its product cochlin (gene COCH). The transcript is spliced from 12 exons. NCBI's taxonomy places the organism in Eukaryota, Metazoa, Chordata, Mammalia, Eulipotyphla, Soricidae. The record is from RefSeq and is a predicted model, not a curated record. Bases 99 to 1757 code for a protein of 552 amino acids.
ACGGCCUUUAUAGCGGCCGCGGGAGCCCGGCGCUCCGCACUCGGGCGCAGCGGGGCGGAUCCGAGUCAGGUGUCAGCACCCCUGGACUCCCAUCUACCAUGUCCGCAGGCUGGACCUCGCUCCUCUGUGUCGGUGUGUGUCUGCUGCUGAUGUCGCCGCUGGAGCCCGCGGCCGCCGAGGGAGCGGUUCCCAUCGCGAUCACAUGCUUCACCAGAGGCCUGGACAUCCGGAGAGAGAAAGCAGAUGUGCUGUGCCCAGGCGACUGUCCCCUGGAGGAGUUCCCUGUGUUUGGCAACAUCGUGUAUGCUUCCGUGUCAAGCAUCUGUGGUGCUGCAGUUCACAGGGGAGUCAUCAGCAACGCAGGGGGACCAGUACGGAUCUAUAGUCUGCCAGGCAGAGAAAACUAUUCCUCCGUAGUUGCCAAUGGUAUCCAAUCUCAGUCGCUCUCCAGAUGGUCAGCUUCUUUCACAGUGACAAAAGGCAAAAGUGGUCCCCAGGAAGCCACAGGACGAAUCGUGUCCACAGCACGUCCACCAACAGGUAAACGACUAAAGAAAACAUCUGAGAAGAAAGCUGGUAAUAAAGACUGUAAAGCAGACAUUGCAUUUCUGAUUGAUGGAAGUUUUAAUAUCGGGCAGCGCCGAUUUAACUUACAGAAGAAUUUUGUUGGGAAAGUGGCUCUAAUGUUGGGAAUUGGAACAGAAGGACCACAUGUGGGCCUUGUUCAAGCCAGUGAACAUCCCAAAAUAGAAUUUUACUUGAAAAACUUUACAUCAGCCAAAGAUGUUUUGUUUGCCAUAAAGGAAGUAGGUUUCAGAGGGGGUAAUUCCAAUACAGGAAAAGCCUUGAAGCAUACAGCCCAGAAAUUUUUCACAGCAGACACUGGAGUAAGAAAAGGGAUCCCCAAGGUGGUGGUAGUAUUUAUCGAUGGCUGGCCUUCUGAUGACAUUGAGGAAGCAGGCAUUGUGGCCCGAGAGUUUGGUGUCAAUGUAUUUAUCGUUUCUGUGGCCAAGCCUAUCCCUGAAGAACUGGGCAUGGUUCAGGAUGUUGCAUUUGUUGACAAGGCUGUCUGUCGGAAUAAUGGUUUCUUCUCUUACCACAUGCCAAACUGGUUUGGCACCACAAAAUAUGUCAAGCCUCUGGUACAGAAACUGUGCACUCACGAGCAAAUGAUGUGCAGCAAGACCUGUUAUAAUUCAGUGAAUAUUGCCUUUUUAAUUGAUGGCUCUAGUAGUGUUGGAGACAGCAAUUUCCACCUUAUGCUUGAAUUUGUAUCCAACAUAGCCAAGACCUUUGAAAUCUCAGACAUUGGAGCAAAGAUAGCUGCUGUACAGUUCACCUAUGAUCAGCGCACAGAAUUCAGUUUCUUCGAUUACAACACGAAAGAGAAUGUCCUAGCAGUUAUUAGAAAUAUACGAUAUAUGAGCGGUGGAACAGCUACUGGAGAUGCCAUUUCCUUUACUGUUAGAAAUGUGUUUGGUCCUGUGAGGGAUAGCCCCAACAAGAACUUCCUGGUAAUCAUCACAGAUGGGCAGUCCUAUGACGAUGUCCGAGGCCCAGCUGCUGCUGCCCAUGAUGCAGGUAUCACCGUUUUCUCUGUUGGUGUGGCUUGGGCACCUCUGGAUGACCUGAAAGAUAUGGCUUCUAAACCAAAGGAGUCUCAUGCUUUCUUCACAAGAGAGUUCACAGGAUUAGAACCAAUUGUUUCUGAUGUUAUCAGAGGCAUUUGUAGAGAUUUCUUAGAAUCCCAGCAAUAAUAUUUUGUCAACUGAAAAAGCACAAGGGAAAUCUAAUGUUUAAGUUGUAUUCUUGUACUAUUGCGAUAAUAUAGAGCAUACUAGAGUCAGAAUCAAAACUAUUAAAGAUGUCAACAGCUGUUUUAAGCAAAUAAGCAUUUAUUUAAAACUACCUUCUAACUACAACUUAAGACACAUGUUCAGGACACUGCUGAGGCUUCAUACUCAUGAUUCUUAAAAACUCAGGAAAAAUGAGUUAUCACGGACUAAAAUAUCAGUUCUAACCUACUAAAAUGUAGAUAUGCAAAUUCUAUACCUUGC